AUGGCCGCCGUCGGAGCACCAAAUCCAUCAUCCUCUCCCUCCAGCAACGCCGCCGAGAUCGAGGAACUCGCUCUAUUCGCCGUUCAACAGCACAAUCAGAAGCAGAAUGCGUUGGUGGAACUGGGGAGGGUAGUGAAAUCGGAAGAACAGGUGGUGUCUGGAAAGUUAUACAAUCUGACUCUGGAGGUGAUUGAAGCAGGGAAGAAAAAGCUGUAUGAAGCUAAAGUGUGGGUGAAGCCUUGGUUGAACUUUAAAGAGCUCCAGGAGUUCAAGUAUGUCAAGGACGUUGUUCCAUCCCUUACCCCUUCGGAUUUGGGGGUUAAACAAGAUGGUUAUGGAUUUGGAUGGAAAUCGGUGCCUGUUCAUGACCCCAUUGUUAAAGAUGCAGCUGAUCACGCCCUCAAAACCAUCCAGCAGAGAUCCAAUUCUUUGAUUCCGUAUGAGCUUCAUGAGAUAGUUCAUGCCAAUGCCGAGUUGAAUGAGGAGCUGACCAAGUUGGAUAUGCUGCUUAAGUUGAAGAGGGGAGAGAAAGAAGAGAGGAUGAAGGUUGAGGUUCACCAGAAUAACAAUGGUGGUGCUUUCCACUUGAAUAAGAUGGAACCUGACCAUUCUUGA
Molecule: messenger RNA, 615 nt
Organism: Oldenlandia corymbosa var. corymbosa
Lineage: Eukaryota; Viridiplantae; Streptophyta; Magnoliopsida; Gentianales; Rubiaceae
Source: the annotation of a GenBank genome assembly